Molecule: messenger RNA, 3009 nt
Organism: Moesziomyces antarcticus
Lineage: Eukaryota; Fungi; Basidiomycota; Ustilaginomycetes; Ustilaginales; Ustilaginaceae
Exons: 1
Coding region: 1-3009 (1002 amino acids)
Source: RefSeq, a predicted model, not a curated record
AUGUCGCAGUCGCAUCCACCACCAAGCACCAUCGCAUCGCCCGCCCGAAUCACCUCCGCCGCCUCCUCCUUCCGCGCCCCAUCCACCGUCGCUCUCCUCAACGCGCGCAGAUCCUACCUCGACGAGUCCGCCCUCUCGCCUCAGGAAUACAUCGUAUACCUCUCCAGCUUCGCCAGCAUCAAGCCCGCACCCAGCGGUCAGCCGGGCCUCAUCGACGAGCAGGAUGGCCUCCGAUACCUCCGCCAAGAGUGCGGCAUGGCCAUGGCCGACGAGCUCGAGAUCCUGCCCCUCUUCGAACGCACCCCCCUCGGUCUAGGCGCAGGCCACUUCUUCGCCAUGCUCCGUCUCGUCUCCUGGGCUCAGCAGGGCAAGUCGGCCACAAAGGAGCUCGUUUUCACACAGACAAAACCCGCUCGCAUAGCACCGCCCAACAAGGCCACCACGCCACAGAGCGCCUCCGCAGCCACCUUUGGCAACGUUCAGCAGAUCACCUCGCCCGGCCCGCGUAGCCUCACCGCCGCCCCCGCACCAGGCCUCACCCAUUCGGCUCCCCUUGCAAAGAUGCCCCCUCCCAAGCCAGAAGCCAGCACAAAGCCGCUCCUCACCCCUGUGCGCGAAGAGUCGGCCCUCAACCUCCCGGACAACGCUGAACACAACCCGCACGCAUCGCAGUCCGCACCGCCAUUCAAGCCCCCGCCUGCCGUGCCCGCCAAACCGCACAUGCCCAAGCUCGUCGCACCCAAGCCCAAGGUGGCCAAUCCCAACGUGCCACUCAACCUCGAGCAGCUUCGCAAGCCCGUCCCAGUGCCUCCCUCCUCCAGCGCAAACCCCUUCCGCGAUGGCGCCGCCUCCACCUCGGGCUAUGCCAGCGGCUCCGGAUACGCCGUGGCAGUCGGAGCCACAUCGACGCUUCCAUCCCAGAUCGCCACGCCUCAAGGCGCGCUUCUCGGAUUCGACCCAGCGCCCAACCCGUUCAAGCAGAGCAAGCCACGCAUCGUCAAGCCCACUCCCGUGCGUGCUUCCUCGCCCGCCUCCAAUCCCUUCCGCAACGGCACUCCGGCCAUGGCCGCACACUCGCAAUUCCCCAAGGUGGUCUUUGACCCCGCCGACGACGCCUCCUCCCAGGCCAGCAGCUCCCGCUCGCGCCAACAACACCAGCACGACCGCUUGGCUGCUUCGUCCCCGCCGCUGCCGCCAAGGCCCGGCGACCGCAACCCGCCGCCACUGCCGCCCAGACACAUCAGCCCGCUCAUCCAAGCCGGUCUCAAUGCGCGCUCCGAGGUGCGCCGCGCAAAGGAGUCGCUGCCGCCCAAGACCUUUACCGUGCUCCAGUCGAGCGCCGCCAAGCAUGGCGCCCCGACCACCAAGCCACGCCUGCUCAAUGGACAGACGGCGCCGCCCGAGGUCGCGCCCGUAUCGGGCCACGCCAAGAAGCGCUCCGUCUCCGGCGCAAAGUCGCUGCUCGGCGGACGCGUCGGCUCGGAUGGCGCGCCGCUGCAGCGCCGCGACUCGCAGCAGUCGGCCUCCGACCUCGGCCGCGGCGACACCGACUUGGGCACCGCACCGCGCCGCUCCUCGAGCCAGCUCCAGCGCGGGCUCGGACUCGGCGGCGAAAGCGAGGUGGGCGCCGGCAGCUCCAUGGUCUCGCACGCGCAGAGGACCGUGCCAACCGUGGCGCCCAAGGCGAUCUAUGCCAAGAAGCCGAGUACCGGCGACGAAGGCAAGCUCAAGGCAACGCUGCCCUCGUGGCUCAAGGAGCAGGAGGAGCUGCAGCGCGAGGCGCUCGCCGCAGGCAGCGAGCCGCCGCCGCCGCCGCCCAUCCAGCCCACCGAGGGCGGCGUGCGUGGGCGCGCAUCGCGCACCGUCGUCGACGAGUUGACCGAUUCGGCCGAGGCCAUGUCGGACGAAGCGGCUGCCAACGCGGCGCGCAUCGAGCGCAACAAUCCCUUCUUUCCGCCGCGCCGCGACGACGCCGCCGACGACGCUGGCGACGACAGCCAGGUGAGCAGCAACCUGCGGCGCUCCAAAACCGCAGGCGCACGUCCACCGCCGCCGCGCCGCCGGCUCGACGACGACGAGGGCGGCUCGGCGGUAUCGAGCAACGCGCAGUGGGGCCACGCGCUCGAGUCCGGCACCUAUGCCGGCUUCAAGCCCAACAAGGAGCCCAAAAACUCGGGCGGAUUGCGACUGGUGCCGCCGAGCAAGCAGCGGAUGCUCGGGAUCGACGAAGGCGAAGCCGAGGGCGAGGGGAUUCGGCCAGCACGCGCGGCGGGGCACGACGAUGCGCACGCGUCGGCGGUGGCCAACAGCGACUCUUCCGCGAACGGACCCAUGAGUCCGACGACGCCGUCGGGCAAUCCGCCCGGUUUGAUGCGACGACAGGGUUCGCUGGGGAGCACGAUCCGCGAAAAGGUGUCGGACAUCUUGCGGCUGCAGGACCAGCCUCCCAAGGGGCAGCGACAGGUGGAUCUGCUGACGCAGGAUAUUGCGAGUCUGGUGGGACGCAACGAGUGGCUGGCACGCAAGCGCGAUAGCUUUGUGCGCAGCCAGCAGGGGCGCGAGCGCGAGCGCGAGCGGCUGAUCGGGCAGGACCUCGACCACGACGAUGUGGACGAUGGUGGGGAUGGGGCACAGCCUGACAGCGAUCCGUUUGCGGGCGCACGGGCGCAUCACACCCAGGUAGAUGCACACAGGCAUCAGCCACCGCCACAACACCCUGCUGCGGGUCUGCGACGCAGUGGAUCGUUGAAUCCGAAACGCUCGUCGUCGUACAACUAUCCGCAGCCGAGUCCUGCGUCGGGACCAGUGACGCGCGCCGAGGGCGGGAGGAGGUGGAGCUCGUUCCACCACCCGCACAACAGCGUGAGUGCGCUCCAGACGCAUUCGGCCCAGUUUCUGCACAGAGACAGUGCACAUGGAUGGAGCGACGUGCGUGGAUCCGCGCUCGAUGAGGAGGACGACGACGCGCCCGACUCGCACAGAGACCCGCAUGGAUAUGCCCAGUUGUAG